This is a messenger RNA of Phacochoerus africanus (Common warthog), 3103 nucleotides long. It is a transcript of the gene CCDC97, whose product is annotated as coiled-coil domain containing 97. NCBI's taxonomy places the organism in Eukaryota, Metazoa, Chordata, Mammalia, Artiodactyla, Suidae. Bases 177 to 1208 code for a protein of 343 amino acids. The transcript is spliced from 5 exons. The record is from RefSeq and is a predicted model, not a curated record.
ACUGGGAGCACGCAUGCGCAUAGGAAGGUCCGCCUUCAUCCCGGAACUUCGGUUCCUGGUGCUGCGGGGCCCCGGGCCCCGGGAGUGUGCUCAGCCGGAAGUGGCUUCCGGGAGUGUGCAACUGGGAUUGGCGUGCAGAGCUUAUCACGGCGGUUAACGAGUCGUAGGAAAUCAGGAUGGAGGCCGUGGCAACCGCGGCAGCGGCGAUGGAACCCGGUGAAGGCUGCAGGGAGCCCAGUCCUGGGCACUGGGGGGAGCUGAGCUGGACGCCAAUCCCAUCCAGACCCCAGGACAAGGCAGAAGCAGCAGAGGGAGUGCCAAGGGCCCUGGACACUGACUCCCCGGAUGUCGAGAAUGCAGCAGUGAGUGCCAUGCUGCACGCCGUGGCUGCCAGCCGCCUGCCCGUGUGCAGCCAGCAGCAGGGCGAGCCCGACCUGACCGAGCAGGAGAAGGUGGCCAUCCUGGGCCAGCUGUACCAUGAGAAGCCGCUGGUGUUCCUGGAACGCUUCCGCACGGGCCUCCGGGAGGAGCACCUAGCCUGCUUCGGCCACUUGCGUGGUGACCACCGUGCAGACUUCUACUGUGCCGAGGUGGCCCGGCAAGGCGCUGCCCGGCCCCGCACCCUGCGCACCCGCCUGCGUAACCGCCGCUACGCUGCCCUGCGUGAGCUCAUCCAAGGAGGCGAGUAUUUCAGUGACGAGCAGAUGCGGUUUCGGGCCCCGCUGCUCUACGAGCAGUACAUCGGGCAGUACCUGACCCAAGAGGAGCUCAGCGCCCGCGGCCCAGCCCGCCAGCCGCCCAAGCCUGGCCCCGCCGGCACACCUGCCUGCCCACUCUCCGACCUGCUGCUCCAGUCCUACCAGGAGCGGGAGCUGCAGCAGCGGCUGCUCCAGCAGCAGGAGGAGGAGGAGGCCUGCUUGGAAGAGGAGGAAGAGGAGGAGGACAGUGACGAGGAAGACCAGAGGCCCGGCAAAGACUCAGAGGCCUGGGUCCCCGACUCAGAAGAGAGGCUGAUCCUGCGGGAAGAGUUCACCAGCCGGAUGCACCAGCGCUUCCUGGACGGCAAGGAUGGGGACUUCGACUACAGCACCGUGGAUGACAACCCUGACUUCGACAACCUGGACAUCGUGGCCCGGGAUGAGGAGGAGAGGUACUUCGAUGAGGAGGAGCCCGAGGACGCGCCCAGCCCAGAGCUGGACGGGGACUGACAGACCCUGCCCCCCGCCGACAAGGCCACUGAUUUCAGGCCUGCCCUGCGACUUUCUCUAGGCCAGAGAAGGGUGGCCGCCCCACACCACGAGCCUCGCUGGGUCUGGUCCCAUCUCGGGUCUUGGCAGCCCCCUCCCCACGAUGCCUGGCCUUCCCUUCUCUCCCCCCACCUCAGUUUCCUUCUCCGCUGAACCUGCCCCUCUCUAUCCUCCUCCCUCCCUCUCUUUCUCGCUCUCUCUCCCCCCACCCUUCCUCUCUGCCUUUCUCCCCAUCUCUGUGCCUUGGCCUCUGUCCCCACAGCAGGCCCCCAUCAGUAUCCUCCUCUUGCCCAAGGCCAGUGGGGCCCUUUGUGGCUGGAGCCGGCCAGGUCGGCCCAGAGCGGCCCUCUGCCUCUGCCUCCCAGUCCUGACUCUGCUCUUCCUCCACCUCUGAGCCUUGCCUGUGAAGUUCCUUCAGCCUCACUCUCUGGGCCUGUGGCACCGCCUGCCCGUAUCUUUCCAUCUCUGCCAGCCUCCAGGCUGGCUCUGUCCCUCUCUGUCUCUCAGCCUUUAUCUCUGGGUUUCGCUGUCUUUCCCCCACCUCCCCUCCGCAGGCCUGAGCAUCCCCCAUCCUGGCUGCUGUGGCCAACAGAACUGUGACAGCUGAGUGAUCCAGCCUGGCCGUGGGCAGCGGGAAGACCCUGGGGGUGGCCACCAGCUCUCACCUCUCCCUGGAGACCCAGGUUUGGGAGAGGUGGGCGGGGCUGACACGGGUCAUGGGCGGGCCAGGCUGGGCAUGGAGGGAGGGAGACUCCCUCCCAGCCUCACUAGCCCCCCUCUGCCCAGCCACAAUUUUCCCUUCCUUCACUUCCUCCACCUCCCUCUCCUCUCCUGUUUACACUCCCCAAAUACGCACAGGCUGUUAUCAUGGGUCCUGAGUCAUCCACACAGCCUGCCCCGGCCUCCCUGCCCCCAGCACCGCAGAGCCGCCCCAGAGCCCCCUGCUGCCCCAGGCUAAUAGGAGCCAGAUGGCCGCCUGGUGACUCAGCCACUGGCCUGUGGGAACCCAGGCGUCCUGCCUUCCCAUGCCCCCCACCCCCAGCUCCUGCUCCCCCAGUGGACACACACCGAAGGGCAGCUGCUAGCAGGGGAGGACACGGGCCAUGGUCGGAGAGGUGGGGCCUGGGGACCCCUUACUCCUUUGAGCCAGAGUAGUGGCAUCCUGCCAUGGCCAAGCCCAAGGGACCCUCAGAACCGCCUCCACCAGCUUGCAGCCCAGAGAGGGGAAUACCCCAAGGACUCCUGGGGCCACAGCCCUUGACCCCUGGGGCCUUGGCUCUGCCCUGUGGGUCAAAUGGAAUUAGAGCCAAACGUAAAAAGUCAGCUGGAUGGAGGCUGAAGGGUCUUCAGACAGAGAGACUGUUAAGUAAGGUUGCUGAGGGGUUGUGUCCGAUGCCAGGCCCCAGUGAGGUGCCACUCCAUAGGUGGGUCAUGGGAGGCCCAGAAAGGGGAUGUCACGUACUAAAGGUCAUCAGAGAUGGAAACCCAGGUGUAGAAUCCCAAGCCCCAGAGACCACCCUACUGCCCUGCCUGUCUGCUACCAGGGCCACACGAGCCGACAGACACACAGACGUCCUCAGGUGGGAGAACCGAAGGAGAAUUAGCCACUGAGGAGGCUAACAACAGCCAACACCUUUGGGGGCCUCAGUGUUGAGGCCCUUGCCGGUGUGCUAUCCGCAUAGAUAGUGCGUCUCCCACAGGAGGCUCGAGGCAGCCCCGCCAGCUAGGCUCCAGGUUGACAGAGAUGUCUGUCCCUCAGGUGCUCCUGUUUAUGCCCUCAGGUGAGAGCCAGCCCUGGGUGAGGUGCACGUUUUUCACCAGUCUGUCAUUUGAUCAUUAAAUCUGUUUGUGAUAUA